GCGCUCAUUACACGCUAGUCCUUUACUACUGGAGCAUCACAACUGAUCCCGCAGCUACCCUUCAGCUCUCGCUAUCAAAGCAACGUAAACUAAAGCGGUUUGAAGGGAACGAGAGGAAUAUAUUAGACUCUCAACAGAACAAAGAACGCGGGCUGAUUUCAAAGGGUCAGACAAACUAUUUAAGAAUAAAUGAAGUCAAGAAAAUAGGGAAUACACCAAGGCCUCCUGCCCCUGUUGGGUCUGAGGUGCAGUAGCACGUGGACAGCUGAGAAAUGAAGUCCAUUCUGAAACAGUGGCGACAGCUUGCCCUUGGGCUUAUGCUGCUCUGGGUGCUGCUCUUCUUAUUUCUCCUCUCCUACUUUAUGGAGUCACGAGUGGAUGAGACACAUUCUACGGGUGGCCUUACUUAUACGGACACCCGCCGUCUGACCUCACUGCAAGGUAACCCCCGCACCAUUAUGGCAACCCAUUUGGGGCUUGCCACCUCAUCUAUGCCCCCUGCUUCCAGUGAUACCCAAAAGGAGCAAAACCAGGAUGAAAAUCCCAGUGCCACCCAGCCUAGUCCACUCAGCCAGGAGGAAUACCCCUAUCCAGACCCUCAGAGCCUGGCAGCCUGGUCCUCAUUUGGCACCCAAGACGUGGGCUCAAGAUCAGGCGCUGUGAGUUUCAAUCGUGAACGACAAGAGUACAACCAGGAUUCACCUCAAAAGGUUGAAGACGACGAUGAGGAGAUGAUGGGUGGGGAAGAAGAUGAUGAUGAAGUUGGAGAGGAGGACAGGAGGAUGACGAAAAUUAAACGGGCCACAGUGACUAGGCGGGAUAACUCCAACCCAGAUGAGUACUACAUGCCAAGAUCAAAAUCCGAAGUACAUGGACUUUGGAGAGGGAAUUUGUCAGUGGGCAUGCUUAGUCCACGUCUCCGGAGAGCAAUGAAAGACUACCUGAAUAAUAAUAAACACUCUGUGGCCUACAAGGGGCACCGGAAGGCUCAACAGAGCAGCCAAAACAUACUGUGUGAGCUGAAGAAGAGAGGGAAGGUUAGAACUUUGGAUGGGGCCGAGAUGCCUUUUUCAAAAUUAGGCUGGGAGAAGAUUGUACCUGCCUUACCCUUAAGCCAGCUCUAUGGGCCAGGCUUCCAGACCUGUGCGGUGGUCACCUCUGCUGGAGCCAUGCUCCACUCUGGACUUGGCAAGGAUAUUGACGCCCAUGAUGCAGUUCUGCGGUUUAAUGCAGCGCCUACUGAGGGUUAUGAAGGAGACGUUGGAAAUAAAACCACCGUACGCAUCAUCAACUCUCAGAUCCUGGCUAAUCCCAAGCAUCAGUUCAACACUAAUUUAUUAUAUAAGAAUGUAACACUGGUGGCGUGGGACCCCGCUCCAUACACCCUUAACUUGAACAAAUGGUACUCUAAUCCAGAUUACAACCUGUUCACACCAUACAAGGAAUACCGGAUGCAAUUCCCUGCUCAGCCUUUUUAUAUCCUGCAUCCUAAAUACAUCUGGCAGUUAUGGGAUGUGAUCCAGGGUAACAAUCUAGAGAACAUUCAGCCCAACCCACCCUCCUCAGGGUUCAUAGGCAUCCUGCUAAUGAUGUCAUUAUGUGAAGUGGUCCACGUGUAUGAGUAUAUUCCUUCACUAAGACAGACUGACCUGUGCCACUACCACGAGCAUUACUAUGACGCAGCUUGCACUCUGGGUGCUUACCACCCCCUGCUCUAUGAGAAGAUGCUCAUCCAGCGCAUGAAUGUCGGCUCCGAGGACGACCUCAAGAGGAAAGGCAAGGUCACACUCCCUGGUUUCAAGAACAUCCACUGUGAGCCCAGAUCCCAGAUAAAGACGCAAUAACUGCCUUUGCAAAGCAGACGAGGUCUGCAGACAUAUGCUGCACUAUGCAAAGUCGGACUUGCCAGCUGGUUUGAAUUGACCAUGUUGUAAGACUGUGGAUGGACUUCUGCGGGGCAAAACCAUGUGGUGUAGGUCACUUAAUGCAUUUCCUGAGCCUUUGUUAAAAAAGAUGGUUAGAAUAGCAAUAGAGGUUUCAUGCGAAUUCAUUAGAAAUAUGUUGAUGUUUGUGUUGCCAAAAGCCAACAACAAAAAACAUUGUUACUUUUUUAUAUGAAAAACUCAGUCAUCAUCACUGAAAGCAGCACUGUCAAAACGAGCAUUCACACAAACUCACAAUGACAUAGGCACCAACUCUUUCAUAAAAAAUUUUUCAUAACUGUGGUAAAUGAUUUCUUCCUACUCUGCUUUAAAGUUAGAUUCCUCUAUUUGUAAUAGCAAAGGCAGAAUCAUUUACUCAAACAAGUUGUGUAGUCCUCUUAUUGAACAAGUCCGCAAAAAGGAGCUUUUGAAAAAAAAAAAGAUUGAUUCAAUAAAGGAAAAUGACAGUUGGCCUAAUUUUUUGUUCUUUUUUAGCCAUUUUCUACUUUAAAGAAUCUGUUGUCAUAGGCGAUUUAUAUAGAGGGUUCUCCUUUUCAGAAUAAGUGUUGGUUAAGGAUUGAAUGCUUGUACUGUGGAUUAAUUGCAGCACUGUAAAUAUUAUCUGGGACUUUAAGGCUGCUUGGCAAUAUAAAACUUACAGUGGUGUUCUUCGAUUAAUAUAAACCGAGGUAGCCUGGUCUUUUUUUAAUGUCUUGUAAUUCCUAAAAAUAAGAGGUUUUCUUGACUCCUGCUGGAAUCUUCUUUAAAGCGAAUGAAUUACUAAGGCAUCUUUGCAUCGUCUUCUCUUAAAUGUGCAGUUGUUUAUUUGAAUUGAUUCACUCUGUGGUUUGAGGUGGAUGUACAUAGACUUUUUUUUUAACAGAAGGAAAAACUUGAAGGUUUGUUAAUUAAUCGUUUGCAUUGUUUUAAUGUGUGCCAUUUAAUUGAGACAGAAAACUUUCACAAGCUAUUUUUUUCUCUAGAUCUGUUAAGGAGAGCUAAAGUCUGUUUUAAUUGUUGUUGUAUAUUGUAGAAGUAAACUAGUACAGUAAUUGAUGAUUUCACUCAGGAGCUAAAAAUACUCUGAAAUUUGGGUUUUCACCAGAGAGACAUUUUUUUAUCUUCCUUGUUGUAUAGACUGAGGAACGUAAAGCUAAUAUUCAACAUUUCUCUGUCUUGUUUCACCAUGUUGGGGUUUUGUAGAUGUAUAGAAAAUGGUCAGUGAUUAUUUCAUUUAACUUUUAUUUUUAUUUUACACUGGAAUAUUGAACAAGUUGGAUGUAAUAUACCAUAUACCCUACACAUACCACUGUUAUUAAAGCAACUAUAAGGCUCUGUUCCGAAACCUAAUGAGCUUCCUACUGUUUUAAGGCAGCACCCUAACAAAAAUGGAACCUCAUAUCAGAUUGAUUUGUGACUACAUUGGCAGCAAAUAUUUCAGUGAAAUGCCUGGGAGACUCCACUCGAAUUGAUUGAGAGUUUGCA
Molecule: messenger RNA, 3407 nt
Organism: Xyrauchen texanus (razorback sucker)
Lineage: Eukaryota; Metazoa; Chordata; Actinopteri; Cypriniformes; Catostomidae
Gene: st6gal2a
Product: ST6 beta-galactosamide alpha-2,6-sialyltranferase 2a
Exons: 7
Coding region: 273-1844 (523 amino acids)
Molecular function (GO): sialyltransferase activity
Source: RefSeq, a predicted model, not a curated record